UCAAAAGGGCUGUGUAUUUAUCAUCAACUUCACAUUGGUUCGGGCUGGCGGCAAGAGUCUCCUGCUUUCAUAGGUUGCAAUUUCUCUGGAAAUUUGCCUUUUAGAAGCUCUUAGAGGACAGUCUCCUUCAGAAAACUUUAAAAUAAUUUGCGAUUUUAAGGUUUCUUCUGAGCUGGGUUCUAAAAUGUUAUAUGAAACGGGCUCAGGUCAGGGCCUUCCCGGACUGCGGUUUGUGAGAGAAAAGAUGGUCGUGCUUUGGAUGGUUAUUCAUGGGAAAAUAGAAUCGUGAACGUUAACAUUCAGGAAGCUAACAACGUUGUGAACGAAAUGCCAAGCUACGCUCCACAUUUGCCUUCUAGUUCCAUGGAUAUAGAGGGAUCUGCCGUUCAUCAUUCUCAAAUAUCUGAAUUUGGAGCCCUUGAGCAAUCACUUGGAUUUCGUGUAGAUGAUGCUAUCAAUCUUAGCAGAAAUCCAAUAUUCAGUCAAAUCAAAUCAAAUAGCCAGGUUCUUGGUGGCGAUGUUCAACUUGGUGCAUUAAGUAAGAUACCAUCACAAGCAUCCUCAGAUAUGAGACUCUCUGCUGCAAUUGUGGCAUCUCAGACACUGCCAUUACAAAGAGACACACAACCUAAUCUGGCUUCUAUAUCUGGUGGCCCUCGCGAGUACUGGGGGGAGUCAAACAUUGCAGAUGCAAGCCCUAGGACUGAUACUUCAACAGAUGACACAAACUCUAAAAAUCAAAGGCCUGAAAGGGGCCGCUCAUCUAUUGCAGUAUCUGAUUCCAACGAUAGAUCAGAUCAAAAGACACUGCGACGGCUGGCUCAAAAUCGUGAGGCUGCCAGAAAAAGCAGACUAAAGAAAAAGGCAUAUGUACAACAAUUGGAAAGUAGCAGGCUGAAACUGACCCAACUUGAGCAGGAGCUUCAGCGAGCCCGCCAACAGGGCAUUUUCAUUUCAAGUGCAGGAGACCAAUCCCAUUCAUUGAGUGCAAAUGGUGCCAUGGCAUUUGAUAUAGAGUAUGCACGAUGGUUAGAAGAGCAUAAUAAACAAAUCAAUGAGCUAAAGGCUGCAGUCAAUUCCCAUGCUGGAGAUAUUGAGCUGCGUACAAUUGUUGACAACAUCAUGACUCACUUUGAUGAGGUUUUCAGACUGAAAUGUGCUGCAGCAAAAGCUGAUGUUUUCCACAUCCUGUCUGGAUUGUGGAAGACUCCAGCAGAGAGGUGUUUCAUGUGGAUAGGAGGCUUCCGCUCUUCUGACCUUCUGAAGCUUCUUGUAAGUCAGUUGGAGUCCUUAACUGAGCAACAGAUGAUGGGCAUCUACAACUUGCAGCAGUCUUCCCAACAGGCUGAAGACGCUCUGUCCCAAGGAAUGGAUGCAUUGCAGCAAUCACUGGCCGAGACCCUUGCUGAUAAUUCACCCAACCCUUCAGGGUCAUCCACGAACGUGGCACAUUAUAUGGGCCAAAUGGCCAAGGCCAUGGGGAAGCUUGGCACACUUGAGAGGUUCCUUCGCCAGGCUGAUAAUCUACGACAGCAAACAUUACAACAAAUGCUGCGGAUAUUAACCAUCCGGCAAUCGGCUCGAGCUCUACUCGCGAUAGGUGAUUAUUUCUGUCGGCUAAGAGCCUUGAGCUCACUGUGGCUUGCCCGACCACGGGAAUGAAUUAUGUGAAGACUCGCCAUAUUAUCAACAUGACUUCCUCUAGAAGCCUUGGACGCGUUGUUUGUAAGUCAGAUCUGAUCAAUUCUUCACCUUUAGUGCAGUCUAUCUCUUAACCUACCGCUCCUUUGCUACAUCUUUCUUCUGCUCUCUUUUUGCUCAUUCACUUUUACGUUGGAAAUGUUCUCAAAUAAGUUGUUUGUGUGGAUAUGUCAUUUGUAGAUAGGCACGUUAGAGGAGAAAAAGAAAUGGAAUAGCUUUUGUAAUUUAGGCUGCGUCUGUUCAUCGUAUUCCGUAAGUCAGAUUCUAUUUUUCUUGGUUUUUUUUUUUUUUGGG
Messenger RNA from Neltuma alba, 1995 nucleotides. Its product is annotated as transcription factor TGA2.3-like. NCBI's taxonomy places the organism in Eukaryota, Viridiplantae, Streptophyta, Magnoliopsida, Fabales, Fabaceae. Bases 328 to 1662 code for a protein of 444 amino acids. Gene Ontology annotation, molecular function: sequence-specific DNA binding; DNA-binding transcription factor activity. Gene Ontology annotation, biological process: DNA-templated transcription; regulation of DNA-templated transcription. The record is from RefSeq and is a predicted model, not a curated record. The transcript has 12 exons.